GAACUCUCUAAUGGAGGUGGGCCACGAUCUCUGGGCCAGUGCCUUCCACUUGAUGGAGUCGCUGCUGCAAGGUGUUCUCGUGCACCAAGGAGACGUGAUUCAGGGCGCGGAGGUGCAGGAAGAUGCUCUUUGCUUCAAGGUCCGACUCUCGGAAGAGCUCACUGGAGAGUUUGCCACGCGCUCACGCAUGGGUGCCCAGAUACGGCUCCAACGGGAGGUGAGUUUCGUCGUCAAGAUGCCUGAGGACUUUGUCGCCAACCCGCUGGUCGUGGAGGUCUUCGGUCUGGACUUUCCUCCCUUGCCCGGUGCCGUUGAGCUUCGGGAGGACAUCGUCAGCAAGCUUGGCGACAAGUUCGACAGAACUGGUGCUUUCCAGUGCUGGGAAGAGCGCAAGGAGGAGUUUCCUCUGCAGUCUUCCAAGCUGCGCCGGGUGCAUGAGUCGCUGGCGCAGUACUACCUGCCGCAGUUUGCCGCUGAAAAGGCCUUUUGGGGCUACCUGAACGCCCCGCCUGGGGGCUGCUGUCUGCUGGGCAGCCUUCAAUUCCAGGAAGUGCGGGUAACAUCGUGCCGGCGACCAGCUCCCACAGAGAGCCUCGAGGCGCAGCUUGCGAUCAUUGACGAGCUCUGUGUGGAGGUCCUUUUGCAGGAUCGUUUCCUGGGGGAGCGCUUCGCGCCCUCGUCGAUGAACUUUCUGGCCAUGACGCACGGCCAUGCAGCCGGGCAGAAGGGAGCGGAUCCGAAGAAGAUCGCCAAGCUCCUGUCUGCUGCCGAGACCUGGGGUCCAGGCGACAGCGGCUGGACGCAAUUCGACGAAACGUGGACCUGCACGGACGAGAAAGAUUGGUGGGGCAGGACUAUCAGAGAGCAAGGACGCGUGAUUUGGCACAAGCCCGGCUUUGAGCUCACCUGA
Molecule: messenger RNA, 910 nt
Organism: Symbiodinium sp. CCMP2456
Lineage: Eukaryota; Dinophyceae; Suessiales; Symbiodiniaceae
Source: the annotation of a GenBank genome assembly